This is a messenger RNA of Macadamia integrifolia, 328 nucleotides long. Its product is annotated as protein MEN-8-like. The record is from RefSeq and is a predicted model, not a curated record. Lineage: Eukaryota; Viridiplantae; Streptophyta; Magnoliopsida; Proteales; Proteaceae. The transcript has a single exon. The coding region runs from base 65 to 328 and encodes 87 amino acids.
GUGCAGUGGACAUGCUAAGGAAUAGGAGUAAAUAAGAGAGAAUUAGUUUGAAGAGAACAAAGUAAUGGCAGCACUAAAGUUUAUCCUCUCUCUCUUGCUUGUUGCUCUUGCCACACAGGUUCAAAUGGGUCUGUCACAGAACUGUGCAAACGAGCUUAAUAGCCUUAAUGUUUGUGCCCCUUUUGUGGUGCCUGGGUCAUCAAACCCCAACCCCAGCACUGAAUGCUGCAAUGCAAUGAGAGAUGUUGAUCAGACUUGCUACUGUAAUACUAUGAGGAUUAUCUCUCGUCUUCCUACUCAGUGCAACAUGCCUUCUCUCACUUGUUAG